UCUUGUUGUUCAGUCACCAGUUUUAAAAAAACUCAUACGUUCACCAUGGCUCCUUCACCCCAAGAAACUAUGGUGGAACAGCAGCCCAAGACCAUCCCUCGCGGAUUAACUGGUGAAGAGUUGGUGAUUAGUGGCAUGUCAGGAUUAUUCCCCAUGUCUGACAGUGUUCUGGAGUUUAAGGAAAAUUUGUAUAAUAAGGUGGAUAUGGUAACCAACGAAAACAUUCGAUGGGACAUCGACCACCCUGAAAUUCCCAAACAUUUCGGCAUGAUAACCGGAGUAGACCGGUUCGAUGCUCAGUUCUUCAAGGUGCACUACAAACAAGCACUUAUUAUGGAUCCUAUGAGUAGGAAACUCUUAGAGCAUGCGUACCAAGCUAUCUUUGACGCAGGUAUCAACCCAUUGGAGCUUCGAGGAAGGAAAAUUGGUGUUUUCAUCGGAGCUGCCUUCUCUGAGUCUGAAAAAAUUGUCAUUUAUGAGUCUAUUCAGCGGAAUGGAUUUGGUAUUACUGGAUGCAACAAGGCUAUGUACGCCAACCGUAUCUCCUACUGGCUGGACAGUAAAGGUCCGUCUUAUGCCCUGGACGUGGCUUGCUCCAGCUCCAUGUCCUGCCUCGAGCAUGCUUACACCAGCAUCAGUAGUGGCGUGUGUGAGGCUGCCAUUGUUGGUGGUUGCAACUUGUGCAUGCAUCCUAAUGUAGCCUUAAAUAUGAGGAAGUAUGGAUUCCUGUGUCUGGAUGGCAAGACGAAAUGUUUCGACAAGCACGGAGAUGGUAGCGUUAGGUCCGACGCUAUCAACAUUCUGUUCUUGCAAAAGGCUAAAGAUGCAAAGAGAAUUUACUCUGAAGUGUACUACGCCAAAUCCUGCUACUCAAACACUGUUCAAGAGCAGUUCUUGCCAACUCGAAAACCAGAAGAAAUCCAAGAAUUCUUGGAAAAAUUCUAUAAAGAAGCUGGUGUUUCUCCUCGUGAUGUGGAGUAUAUUGAAGCCAAUGCCACAGCUAUUGCUGAAGCAGAUGCCAAUGAAUUGGAAGCCAUUGGCAAAGUAUUUGCUAAAGACAAAAGUGUACAAGUUGGAUGCGUCAAAUCUAAUAUGGGUCAUGCUGAACCUGCUUCUGGAGUAUGCUCGCUAACCAAGGUGUGUCUGGCAUACCACACUGGCCAAAUUCCUGCGAACUUGCACUACUACGAGCCACAGGAUGAGAUUGAUGCAGUCCGUGAGGGAAGAGUCCAAGUUGUAACUGAGAACACACCGUUCGGAAGAGGAUUUACUGCUUUGAACUCUUUCGCCUACAGUGGAACUAAUGUCCACGUUCUGAUGAAAGGGCAUUAUAAACCAAAGGAUCUAGAACGUUACCGCAGCAGCAUUCCUCAUUUAGUCCUCACUUCAGGCAGACAAGACCAAUGUGUAAAGAGUAUGAUUGAAAAACUUGUCAAGCAACCAGUAGAUCCUGAACAAAUCGCUCUUCUGCAUGAGAUUCAUGACAAACCUAUGGCUGGACAUACUUGCCGUGGAUACGUUAUUCUCGGUACUGACGAGAACAAAGAAACGGUAUGUGUAGCUAAAGAAGUGGAAUACAUAGACGGCGUGACUCGUCCAGUGUGGUUCGUGUACAGUGGUAUGGGUUCCCAGUGGGCCACUAUGGGCGCUGAACUGAUGCGUAUCCCGAUAUUUGCUGCAGCUAUUGAGAGAUGUCAAAAAGCUCUUGAACCCAAGGGUAUCGAUAUUGUGAAUAUUCUGACGAAUCCAGACAAGGCUAUUUAUGAUAACAUCCUACAUUCGUUCGUGGGUAUUGCUGCAGUGCAAAUUGGUCUCACUGACAUACUGAAGGAGUUGGGAAUCGUUCCUGAUAACAUCAUUGGACACAGUGUUGGUGAACUUGGAUGUGCCUACGCUGAUGGCUGCUUCACGGCUGAGGAGAUGAUCCUUGCAGCUUAUAGCCGUGGUCUUGUGUCUUUACAGACACCGUUCAUCCGAGGUUCUAUGGCUGCUGUUGGAUUGGGUUAUAAAGCGAUCAAGACUCUGUGCCCACCAGAAAUUGAAGUGGCUUGCCACAACAGUUCCGACUCCUCAACCAUUUCAGGGCCAGCUGAUAUUAUGAAGUCCUUCGUCGCAGAGCUAACAGCACGUGGUAUCUUUGCCAAGGAAGUUCCAUGCUCGAACAUCGCUUACCAUUCGAGAUAUAUACAGGAUGCUGGCCCUGGUCUUCUCAAAUAUUUGAAGGAAGUCAUCAAGAACCCGAAAGAGCGCAGUAAGAAGUGGGUAUCAACAUCAGUUCCCCAAAACGAGUGGGACAAACCCGCUGCCCAGUACUCUUCUGCUGAAUACCACACCAAUAACUUAUUGAACGCAGUGCUUUUUGAAGAGACAUCCAAGUUGAUACCAGCGAAUGCCAUUGUGAUUGAAGUGGCGCCUCACGGGCUAUUACAAGCAAUCCUCAAACGUUCAUUGGCCGAAUGUACUCAUGUACCACUUACAAGACGUGGCCACGCCGAUCCAGUUAAGUUCUUACUGGAAGCCUUCGGAAAAUUACACUUGGCAGGACUUACGCCAAAAGUUAAAGCGCUCUACCCAAGAGUAGAAUUCCCCGUUGCUACAGAAACUCCAAUGUUAUCGCAUUUAGUCGAGUGGGAACACAGUGAAAAAUGGCCCCAGGCAAAAUACAACGCGAAGGAUAGAAUCACAACAUCGAUCAGAAAUUUCGUUCUCUCCAUACAUGAUGAUGACUACAAAUUCUUUGAAAAUUAUAAGAGAAAUGGUGCCUACGUGUUCCCUGAGGCAGCUAUAUUGACGAUCGUAUGGGAGACUCUUGCCAUGUUCAAAGGUGUCGAUUACAGGACCAUGCCUAUUGAGUUCCAAAACGUGCACUUCAACGAAGAAAUUUAUUUCAAGGCCGAUGAUCCUCUGAAGCUAGAUAUCAUGAUACUUAAAGGAAACAUGUAUUUCGAGGUUAACCACGACAAAACAGUUGUAGCUACUGGUUAUUUAACUGAAUUGAAUAAAAAGGACAACAUGAAUCGAGAAUUGGUAAAGUCAUCUGAUGCAAAGAACGUUACUCUAAAUACUCGAGAUGUUUACCAACUUUUGCGUAUGAGAGGAUACAAUUAUGAGGGUAAAUUCCAAUCGAUCCAUUCAAUCACAUCUGAUUGUUCUACAGCGAAUAUUAAAUACACUAACGAAUGGAUCCCACUACUUGAUUCUCUUUUACAAUUCAUCGUAUUAAAGAGGGAACACUCUGGUCUAUCAAAAUUGACUCAAAUUAACAAAUUGAGGAUCAACACCGAGGAACAUUUAAAUGCUGUGCAGAAUGAUGUAGAUGGCGUUCCUUGUCUGACUGCGGAGUACUUUGAUAUUCAUAAUUUAACUAGAUGCGGUGGUAUCGAAUUUGAAACUGUGACGUUCUCUGAUAAGCUGGUCGCUGAGACUGACCCUGAUCUUAUACUUUCCCGCUGCUUUGUGCCUCAUUUCCUGAUUGGAAAGAUUGAUCUAAAAGCAGCUUUGCACGUGAACAUUCAAAUCGCUGCUGACAACAUACCAAGCCGUCAAAUCAAAGUCACUGAACUAUUCUCAACCACAUAUCCAGAAAUUUCGAAGAUUUUAAGGGAAGUAACUGAUGAAAUUACUGAUAAAGACUUUGUAAUGAGUGGCUUCAAUAAAAACGAGAUUGAUCUAUCUACUGUAUUUGUGGUUGACAAUUUAUUGGAAGAUGAACAUAAAAUGGAAACCCUAGCAAGAGUGCUGCCAAAAUCGACAUUCAUUUUGGCUGUUGAGAAAGAUACUGCAAAAAUCUAUUCCAAAUACAAGUCAUUUAAUGUCAUAUCAUCAUUCAACACUAAGAAUUACAUACUUGUGUUAGUAAACACUAUUGAUUCAAGCAACAAUGAAAACAUUACUUACAUGCCUAUAACUAACGAUAAUAAGUUUACUUGGGUGCCACGAGUGCAACACGAAUUGGAGAAGUCCAGGAAACUGGUACUUGUAUCUGAAAGACAGCCAUACUCUGGACUUAUUGGUAUGGUCAAAAAAUUGAGGGAACAAUAUGGAAACAAAAUUGGUCUAAUCGUUGUUGACGACUACCACUUAGAAAAUUUCAACACCGAGGCUGCCGUUUUCAAAGAUCAAAUUGAAAAGAAACUGUCAAUUAACAUAUUCAAGAAGGGACAUUGGGGAGGCUAUUAUAAUAUUCCAAGUCCCAAGGAGACUAAUAUUAGAAGUGUUGCCCUUACAAGUACUUCUCCUGGUGAUAUGGAUGGUUUGAAAUGGGUGGAAGUACCACAGUUGCCUGCCUCCAACACGAUGGUUCAGGUGAGUUACGUGGGGCUUUCUAACGAAGAUGCCCAGAAUGCUAUCGGUACAUCCCUAGCACCAACCAAUGGUUUUGGAAAGGAGUUCAGUGGUAUCACCAUCAAUGGUGAUCGAGUCAUGGGAUUGCUUCCUGGAGGUGCAUUAAGAAGUGUUGUAGAAGCUGAUCCAGCUCUAUUGUGGCCUGUACCUAAACAUUGGAGUUUGGAAGACGCUGCUACAGUACCUUUGGCUUAUGUUAACGCAUUUUAUUGCCUUGACUACAUAUUCCAUAUGGAUCGUGUGGGUGACAACUCUAUUUUUGUAAAUGGUGCAUCAGAACCUUUUGGACAAGCGAUCAUAUCCGUGGCUUUAUUCUUCGGAUACAAAAUAUUUGCUAAUGUUGAAGAUAAACAGAAGAAAGAAUUGUUACUUAAACUGUUCCCAGAGUUAAACGAGGAAAGCAUCGUGUGUUCCCGCGUAGAUGCCCAUAGCACAGUCAUUAUGAAUUCUAACGCUCAUUGUUGUAAUAUUGUCAUUAACUGUGCCAGCGGUCCGUUGCGUCAAUCUGCAAUGAAAUGUGUGUCUCAAAUGGGCUUCAUUUUGGACGUUUGUGAAGAAGACAUGAAGAAUAACAAAGAUUUUGGUUUAUCCUUCUUGCGUGAAGAAAGGAAUUAUAAGGGUAUCUUGGUCUCCAGUAUAUUCAAACCAGAGUUCGCUGAAGAAAAGAAGAAAAUUCAACUGUUUAUGGUUCAUGGAAUUAUGACGGGUAUGGUUAGACCUUUGAACCGCAUUGUAUACUCUCCCACGGAGGUCCCGCGAGCUUUCAGACUGAUAUCACUAAAGAGGUUCUGUGGCAAUGUCCUCAUAAGAAUGAAGGACCCGAACAUUUCGAGCGAAGAUUUAUGCGUCACUCCAAGACAAAGCUACUCUUCUGAUGGAUCCUACAUUGUAGUGUGUGAUGAAUCGGAGCUUGGUUUCGAAGUCGCUGAUAGGUUGGUUCAUCGUGGUGCGAGGAAUCUUCUUUUAAACCUGAAGCCUAACUCUUCAGCUGGAUACUGCUACAUCAAAAUAGCGUCUUGGAAAACACUGAACGUAAAUGUCAGGAUAUCGUCAGAAAACUUGUCAACGGAUAAGGAAUGCGUGAACCUAAUAAAAGAAGGAGCUAAAUUGGCGCCUGUUUACGGAAUUUUCGUAGUCCAGAAUUAUCAGACUGAUGGUAAAGAAGACGAUUUAGAUACAGAGACAAUGAUGCAGAAAUUCAACAACACUAUUCGCGUUGUUGCAAACCUGGAUGUGUCUUCGAGAAAUCUCUGCAACAAUUUAAAGCAUUUUGUGGUCUUGAACUAUUCUUCAAAGGGUGCCAGCGACGAAUACGCGGUGUCUGUGAUUGAGAAAAUAUGUGAGGCGCGCAAUGAAGCGUGCUUGCCAGCCCUCGCCUUCCGCGUCGACUGGAUCAAUGAGUUUGAUAUUAAUGGAGAAAACGGUACAAAAACACGAUCACAGAAACUGUCAACAGUCAUGAAUGCUUUGGAAACAAGUUUGAAACUAAAUUACACAGAUGUCGUGUCAUUUGAUUUGAAGAAAAGAAACAAUUACGAUUUCUUGGCCAAAGUCGCUAAAAUUAUUGGAGUGCCCGACAUGGAGGAUGUUAAAGACAAUCUGACUCUGGAUGAUCUAAGCUUGAAUGACACCAACUUGCAAGAAAUCAAAUUACUUAUCAAGAAUGUGUAUAAUGUUGACUAUUGUACUGAGACUUUAUCUCAACUGGAUGUUGGAAGCCUAAAGAGUUUCGGCAGUAUCGAGAAGAGGCAGAAUACUAAAUUCGAUGCUGGCUUAGGAGCAUUCUACACUUAUACUGAUGAUGACGAGUGUAUGGCUACUGAGCCUAUGAUUCAAAUGCCGACUAAGCUGAGCAGCGGUACCGAGGAAGAGCAAGAACUUGAUCCAAAGGAGACUUAUUUGAUCCUGAUACCAGGAUUCGAAGGACAUCACCAAAUGUUCUACCGCGUUACUGAGAGGUUGAAGGUCAGAGCCAUGACCUUCCAACUUGGACCUGACAUAAACCAGGAUAACAUUCAGAAAAUGGCCAUCGAUAUAUUGACGUUCAUGAAGAAGAGGUUCGAGCUUAAAUCCAAUUUCUAUCUGAUGGGAUAUUCCUUUGGUGUCAACGUUGCUCUAGAGUUGGCCGCAUUAUUUGAAAAAGAAGGUCGCGUGGGAACUGUGUAUUGCUUGGACAGCAGCCCAGAUGCAUUAAGAGUUCAGCUCGAUGCUUAUGUUGGCAAUUUAACUGAUACAGAGUUACAGAACAAAAUCGUUGAGCACAUGUACCGUCUCAUGACAGGAAGAGACAACGAGGAACUGAAGAACGACUUAGAGAGAUCAGAGAGCUGGUCAGAGAAGGUGGAUGCAUGUGUUAGUAGACUGAGGGAGUUGGCGAGCUAUUCCAACCAGUAUAAGAGAUCGAUCCUAGAAUCGGCGUACCGAAGGAUCAUGCUGGCAAGGCAGUACGAGCCUGAAUUCAAACUUGAAUCCCAACUAGUUCUUAUGAAAGGCAUUCCUCAUCCGAAAGCAGGACCUCUUCCUGAAGACUACAACUUAUCCAAGUAUACAACGAAGCCAGUGAAGGUGUUCAACAUUGAGUCUGACCAUGCCUCAGCACCCCACGAUUGCAGAGUAUCGAAUAUCAUCAACAAGUUCCUGGAUCCCGAAUUGCUAUCGAAAUUCGAGAAGGAAGUUCUAUGUGAAACCUACUUGGUCGAAUCAUUCAAAAUGUUGUAGACUUUUUUAUAAUGUUCAUUGGAAUAUCGAUGCGCAUCAGUUACUAAGUUAGUUUAAUACGGUCAUCAAUAAUUACGUUAGUAACCUAAUAAAUUAUAUUAC
This is a messenger RNA of Spodoptera litura, 7164 nucleotides long. Its product is annotated as fatty acid synthase-like. Gene Ontology annotation, biological process: fatty acid biosynthetic process. The record is from RefSeq and is a predicted model, not a curated record. Gene Ontology annotation, molecular function: fatty acid synthase activity; oxidoreductase activity; 3-oxoacyl-[acyl-carrier-protein] synthase activity. NCBI's taxonomy places the organism in Eukaryota, Metazoa, Arthropoda, Insecta, Lepidoptera, Noctuidae.